CCGCUGAGGGGCGGCUGGCGGGGCAGCCUGCGGUCCCUUCCCGGCGCCGGCGGCUCCUCCUCUGCUCACCUCAGCUCACCCCUUGCAUGUCGGCGGUGCCGGGGGCGCUGUGGAGUGGGGCACGGGGCCGCCCGCCAUGGCCGAAGCAGGAGCGGGAAGCACUGAGAGCGCCGAGGAGCGGCGGGCGACGGAAGAUAAGUUCUCUGUGGAUGGGAGCCCAUGCGUGGCCUGUGGAGGGCCCAGCCUCAUGAAUCCGGUCACUAAGGCUGCCAUCACCACUUCUUUCAAUGCUGCCGUGCCUGACAUUCCAAGGAAACGCAAAGGAAGUGAUUCUGAUAACCAGGAUACAGUUGAAGUUGAUGGUGAUCCUCAGAAAAGGAGUGAAGAUGAAGAACAUGUUAAAGUAAAAGAUUUCAGAGAGGCUCACAGUCAAACUGAGAAAAGAAGAAGAGACAAAAUGAAUAAUUUGAUAGAGGAAUUGUCUGCCAUGAUACCACAGUGCAAUCCCAUGGCCCGAAAGCUGGACAAACUCACAGUGCUACGGAUGGCUGUGCAGCAUUUGAAGUCUUUAAAAGGUUCCAGUAGCUCCUACUCAGAAGUCCGGUAUAAACCUUCAUUUCUGAAGGAUGAUGAACUGCGACAGUUAAUCCUUAGGGCUGCAGAUGGAUUCCUGUUUGUGGUUGGAUGCAACAGAGGAAAAAUUCUGUUUGUCUCUGAAUCAGUUUGCAAAAUACUUAAUUAUGAUCAGGCCAGUUUAAUUGGACAAAGUUUAUUUGAUUACUUACAUCCAAAAGAUGUUGCAAAAGUUAAGGAGCAACUUUCUUCAUCAGACGUCUCGCCUAGGGAGAAGCUCAUAGAUGGCAAAACUGGCUUGCAAGUACACACAGAUUUCCAAGCUGGACCAGCUCGGCUGAACUCUGGCGCUCGACGUUCUUUCUUCUGUCGCAUAAAGUGCAGCAGGACCACAGUCAAAGAGGAGAAGGAGUGUUUGCCCAACCCAAAGAAGAAAGAUCACAGAAAAUACUGCACCAUUCACUGUACUGGGUAUCUGAAGAACUGGCCUCCUAAUGAGGUGGGAGUAGAAGAGGAAAAUGAUGUAGAAAAGGACAGUAGUAACUUUAACUGUCUUGUUGCGAUUGGGAGGUUACACCCUUACAUUGUUCCACAAAAGAGUGGAGAGAUAAAAGUCAAAGCAACAGAAUUUGUUACACGAUUUGCCAUGGAUGGAAAAUUUGUUUAUGUAGAUCAGCGCGCAACAGCAAUUUUAGGAUAUCUGCCACAAGAGCUUCUAGGAACUUCUUGUUAUGAGUACUGCCAUCAAGAUGAUCACAAUCACCUAGCUGAAAAACACAAAGAAGUUUUGCAGAACAAAGAAAAAGUAUUUACAAAUUCCUACAAAUUUAGAGCAAAAGAUGGGACCUUUGUCACUUUAAAGAGUCAGUGGUUCAGUUUCAUGAAUCCUUGGACCAAAGAGCUGGAGUACAUUGUAUCAAACAACACUGUGGUAUUAGGUCAUAAGGAAUCAGCUGAAGAAGAAGUCCUCUACAGUUCCCAACCUGCAGAAGAUGCUGUAAAACAGUCUUUAGUAAGUGUACCUGGAAUGUCCUCUGGAACAGUUCUUGGUGCUGGAAGUAUAGGAACUGAAAUUGCAAAUGAAAUCUUAGAAUUACAAAGGUUGCAUUCUUCACCCUCUGGAGAAUUAAGUCCAUCACAUCUCCUCAGGAAGUCACCUUCUCCAGCUUUAACUAUAAACUGCAGUGAUGUGCCAAAGAAAGAGUUGAUUCAGUUAUGUCCUUCAGAAACAGAAGCUCUGGAGAAUUCAGAGCAAACCCAGGGUGCUAUUCCAUUGCUCAGUAAUGAACCUCUCCUCAGUGGCAAUUCUCAGCUGGACUUUGAUGCCAUCUGUGAGAACGAUGACACUGUGAUGACAGCUCUGAUGAAUUACCUGGAGGCUGAUGGGGGCCUGGGAGACACAGCUGACCUCAGUGAUAUCCAGUGGGCUCUCUAGAGCUGCUUUGGGGAGUAAGGGAAUGUCAACAACCCCUCAUGCACAACAACUUUACAUCCUCAGUACUGUAUUGGAGUUUUGUAAUGAUUCCUUUGAAUUCAGACUUGUUGUCUCUGGAUUUUUAAAGACUGGAGCCUUGUUCAGAGAGACACAUCUUCUCCUGCACCUACGGACAAAUGCAAUAUUUUAUUAAUGAUGAGGAAACCUUGAAAUUUUAAUAUUGAACCAUCUGUAACUGGAAUGCUUAGAACACUUUAGUAUAUUUUUGCUAAGAAGCUUUAACCAAAAGGUACUGUACAAUGUACAGGAUUACUUUUUCUUAGUUUUAAUGCUUCAAACUUUUAUUUAUUGUUUUUGUUUCAAGUUGCAGAAUAUUAGUUAUCCAUGUUACUUUCUCUAGAACCUACUAUACUUAUAUGGUUUGAGAAUAUUUGUAACUAUUAAAUGUAAUUGAAAUAACAAUUUGCACACACCGCAGUUGUAAAAUAAGGUAUUGUAAUUCUCAAACGAUGCAGUUUGUGAUUCCUUGCACUUCUCAGCAGUGCAAUUUUUGCAGUCAAAGGUGAAAAUGAAGCCUACAGUUCUGGGAGCAAGGUUUGGGGUUGGAUCACCCUAAUAAACAGAAGAGAAUGUUUUGAGAAAAACACUCAUUUUCCCAGUACACAAACAUGAGAAGGGAAUAAGAAAAGAGCAACAAACUCUUAAUUACUGUUUUGUAUUAUUUGUAAUGUAUUAUUAGAGAGGCAGUGCAUAGAACCAGAGAAAAAUAAUGCUCUAUUUGUAAUAAAGCACUCUGGUCUUGUCCCAGGUUCUUUACUAAUUAGAGAAGUGUGAAUGGAUAGUCUUGGUUCCAGAGUGAUCACUGUUUGCACUGUCUGUUGGUGAAAAAAUGUUAAAAGUCUAGAGCAUCUUUUAUGUUUUUGGAGAGGUUGGCAGAAUUUUCUGCUGCUUGAGUGUGUGACUUUUAAAAAUCUCUCUGUACUAUAGCUUUGUAACUAAAUGCUAUGCAGGAUGAUCUUUUGGGAACAGCUUUUGCAAGGAUUGUAUCCCAUUACAACAAAUGACUCAAGAACAUGGCACUUUAGAGGUUGCAUUAGAACAAUAUAGCACUAAUAUAGCAAGAGAAUUGUUUUAUCUUGAAGGUUUAAACAAAUUUUUGCAUAGAUUAUAUAUCAUAAAAUUACAGAUUUUUUAAAUGUUUUCUUCAUGUUUGGGUUUUGGUAGUUUUUUGUUGAUUUUUUUUUUUUUUUGGUUUUAUUUUAUUUUUUUAAAUUUUAUUUUAUUUUUAGGUUUUUUCUUUGUUUUGUUUUGUUUUUCUUUUUUAAUUCAGGUAAUGAAAGGAAAGCACUUGAAGAUAUCUGACACAUGUGCAUUUUUUUAAUACAGGUAUUUAAAUGUAGGUACAACCCUAACCUCUCUCACUCCAGGUGAGGAUGGCAGCCUGGGCUGGUGUUGUUGGGAACAAAUGGAUGUGGCCGUCACUAGAUGUCAUCCUUACGCUGCUGGGGAGCCACGCUGUCCUCAUGAGGACACAAUCUAGACAUGAAGUGGCUUCCUCUGCUUGACAGAGCAUAUUAUAGAUAAUAUGACUCCUUUGGCAAAUGAUGCAUUUUUUGUGAUGGUGAUUUGCUAGAAUGGCUUCUUGGUUUGAUUUUUUCUUUUUUUUUUUUUUUAACUCUGUAGACUUUUUUUUUUUUUGCAUUUAAUUUGGGGGUCAUUUACUGCAUUCAGAUCUCUUUUUUACAUACAUGGGGCCAAAAUAAUCAGUUCUCUUGCUUUAUUAGAAUAAACUUUUCUGAUUUUUCUGAAUUUUGGGGUAUAUCAUAGAGCAAAGUGGAAGAAAUAAACAGGCACUUUCUAAGAACUGAUAGAAAUCUAUUUGUGUAAAUGAAAUUUGAGAUUCUGCCAUUAUAAAAUGCAUUUUCUCUUUUCUAUUCUAGAAGUAAAUUCUAAAUAAACCAGCAAAUACUGUAGCUCAUAGAUAAAUGACUACACAAAUAACUUAAAAUUAUACAGACUUUAUUAGAACAGUUUUUUAAACUGGAUUAGUUUGGAAACAUGGCAGCUGUUGUUACUGCAGGAGCAAAUUAAUUCUUUCACAAGAUUUAUAUAAGUUUCUAGACACAAACCACUAUUCUUGAAUUCUUGGCUAUCCCUAAAAAAUAAAAUCAAAAAUGUAACUUUGAUUCUUUUGCAGUCAAUGACAAAUAUUGUGACUUUCAAUUAAUUUAUUAGAUUUUCCCUUUACUAUUUGUAAUUUUUUUUCUGGCUUAAAGCAGCCUUUUCAAGAAAAAGUGUCACUUGUAAAUAUUUCUGGUGAAAUUAAUAGAUAUUUUUGAAUACAAUUGAGAUAGUAUGUGCUUAUCUUUGUAUAACAACACAGUUCUAGUAAGAUACUGACAGCUUGUUCCUGGCAUGGUGCAGGUAAUGAUAGGAUGUGGUUAAACCAGGUCAAUAAAUACUGUUUUGAUGCC
Molecule: messenger RNA, 4482 nt
Organism: Pyrgilauda ruficollis (rufous-necked snowfinch)
Lineage: Eukaryota; Metazoa; Chordata; Aves; Passeriformes; Passeridae
Gene: BMAL2
Product: aryl hydrocarbon receptor nuclear translocator like 2
Exons: 17
Coding region: 137-2008 (623 amino acids)
Biological process (GO): regulation of transcription by RNA polymerase II
Cellular component (GO): aryl hydrocarbon receptor complex; cytoplasm; transcription regulator complex
Molecular function (GO): DNA-binding transcription factor activity, RNA polymerase II-specific; protein dimerization activity; RNA polymerase II cis-regulatory region sequence-specific DNA binding
Source: RefSeq, a predicted model, not a curated record